AUGCACUAAAAUCUAGAAUGUACUAUUAGUUUAAGAUAUAAGAAUGUACUUGCUUACAAAAUUAUGAAUCAAAUUUCUUAAGAAAUAUAAAAAGGUCAAAGAAUUAAUAUUAAAGAUAAAGAUCAAGUUUAAAUAAUUAAAUCCUGUAGAUCCUUAACAAUAUUAGGUUACCUUUAUAUUUAGAAAUACAUUAAACUAUAAAAUAAAGAGAAGGAUUUCAGAGAAAAUAUAAGAAACUAGAUUGAUGAUCUUCAAUAAUAAGGCACCUUAGAAAAAGCUUUCUUAUUAGAAGAAGCAAUGAAUUGCAAAACUAAAGAAGAGUAUAAAUAGAUUAGUACUAUCAUAAAAUUAAUCGUAAAUGUGUUAAUAGAUUUUGGAUCUGAUUCAUUUCAUUUUACAUAAAUAUUUGAUGUUAUUAUAAAUGCUUUAUUACUUACAGGAAAUAACACUACUAUUGGAAAAGAUCAUCAAUUAUUAUAAAUAUUAGAUAAAUUAUAAAUAUUACUUGAAUAAACAACAUAACCAUAUUUAUUGACUAUAGCAAUGGAGUCAAUAUUAAAUGCAUCUACAUAUAUGGAGAAAUCAACAGAUUUUGUGCAACCUAAUUUAAUAGCAAGAAUUUUAAUAGUUAAAGUAUAUAAGUUAAAUAAAUUAGAUUCCAUAUAUUGAUGAUCUAUUAAAUUAUUUUGGUAAUUAUUUAGGUAGAUGUUAUAAAUUUGAAUAUAGAAUGUUUUAAUCUAUGUUAAACUUUGGCAUUACAUAAUAAACACUUGAAUUGAUAUUAAGAUUAAGCAAAUAUUUUGUUAAAACUUAUUAAACUGAAAUUUUAAUGGAAAUAAAAAAAAAUCUUAUUCCAAAAUUAAUAAAAUAUAUGAAAAAUAUCAAUUGUUUUGAUUCAAUUUAAAAUAUAUUUAAUUACUACUUAAUUUCAUCAUUUUAAUAAUUAGGUGAUCAAUAAUUAGAUAAAAAGUAUCUUAAUGAAAUAAUAAAAAAUUAUGAUGAUAAUUUUUCAUUUUACCAUUAAGAAUAAUUACAAAGAAUUGCAAAUUUUAUUGUAUUAUUACCUUCAAAUACUCAAAAAAAAGAAUUUAUUAAUUUUGAAUCUUUAUAAGCAAAAUUAAAAAAAAAAAAUAUUUCAAUGUAAUCAACAUAAACAUCUUAAUUAUGUAAAAGUGAGAAAAUUUAAAUUUGGUUUAAUGAUGAAAAUCCAUAAAUAAAAGAUAAAUAUGCAACCUAGAAAUUAGUUGGUUUAAAAAAUUUAUUAAAUAGUAUAAAUUUAAAUAUAUUUCAAUUAGCUUGCUAUUUAAAUAGUUUCAUCUAAGCAUUAUUUUGGAGUUUAGAUUUUAGAGAACUAAUUAUAAAUAAAUUUAAAAGAGAAAAAAUUGAAUUUUUAAAACCAUAUAGUUUAAAAACCAACUUUUUAAGAGUAUAAUAUUAUAUAUAAUAUAUAGUGUUUCUUAUUUUUGGAUUCAGUUAGUGAUGAAAUUAAUUUUACUCCAUUAUUAUUAAAAAGAUCCUUAAGAGAACCUUAUAAAACAGAUAUUAGACAAUAAGAUGCUGCUGAAUUUGGUGUUCAUUUGUUUGAAGAUAUGGAAAAUAAUUUUGAUCCAGAAGAAUAUGUAAAAAUCUAGUUAAUUUUAUAUAUAGCAAUAAAUAAAAGAGAUUUUUUAUGGUAUGUCAUAAUCUACAUUUUAAUGUAAUAAAUGUGAAAAAAAAACAAAAGGUCCAGAUGAAGAAUUUAUGUAUAUCACUUUAAACUUUGAAGAUGAUAGAAGUGUAAAAGAGGAAAUAGAAAAAAUGAUAUUGAGGCAUUAAAUGAAUGAAUAAAUUACAUAUAAUUGUGAUUAAUGCAAAAAUACUAGUUAGAGUACAAGGACAUUAUAAUUUUCAAAAUUACCUAAAAAUUUAAUUAUUUAAAUUAAUAGAUUUGAAUUUCAAAAAGGAAAUAGAUAUAAAAUAACUGAUUAAAUCAAUAUCAAACCAAUAAUAUAAAUAAAAGAGAAUCAAAAAUUAUUAAAUUAUGAAUUGUAUUCAAUCAUUAUACAUUUUGGAGAAAUACCAGAUACUGGUCAUUAUACUGUUUAUUGUAAAGUGAAAGAAGAUUGGUAUCAUUUUGAUGAUAGCAUUGUACAAAAAAUUGAUAAAGAUUUUGGAAAUGUUUAAAAGAAUUUUAAGUAAAAUUAUUAAUAAUUUUAUAUUUAGAAAAGAAGAAACCCCAUAUUUGUUAUUCUUAAGAAGAAAAAAUGGAUGA
Molecule: messenger RNA, 2251 nt
Organism: Paramecium pentaurelia
Lineage: Eukaryota; Ciliophora; Oligohymenophorea; Peniculida; Parameciidae
Source: the annotation of a GenBank genome assembly